AUGACCAUGUGGGAUGUACUGAUAGAAGUGCCCUUUGCAAAGAUCUGCUGGUCAGGAAGAUGCAGGAGAAGCAGUAAACCCGGGGGAGCAGGUGAGGUUCUAGAAAGUUCUGCACAGUUUCUUAGUCGGACACACGAAGAACUGCGGCUUGGGGACUUCAUUUCGCUGGUGCAUUUAGAUUCGAGCACAUGGCCCCAGGAUCAGGUCUCCAACCCUGCGAGGCUGCCAGGCUCCCAGCAUAACCUGCACCUCCAGGGAAGACAAAGCUUCUCUGCUCAGACUAAUGAAAAACUCCUCAAAGGGAAACGUUUUGCUGAUGUGAAGCAAAAAACAGUAGAAGCACAAAAAGCCUCUAAGUGCCUCGUCCUGGCCACCAUCAUCUGCCUGACCGUCUCUCACCCGCGCCCUCCCAUCAUGCUGCCCUUUUUUCUGCUGUUUGGUCCUGUCAAGCUCUCUUCUUCCCCGGGGGCUGCUGUGCUUGCUGCUCCUCUCCCAGCCUUUUCCCGGGGCUUCUCGAGGACUCAGUGCAAAAGUUACGAUGAUACUAAUGAAGUUUUAAAGACACACUUUCGCAAAGUCUUUGGUUGUAUGCCUGGUGGAAUCACCCUCUGCUCUAACACAGGAAAAGCUCAAGGAAGAAUUCAAGUCUCAGGAGUGCUGGUGGCAGAGAGGGCUGCCGACCCUGAGGUCAAUCUGCUGUUCUACAUUAGGAAAGUCCUUCGUCUCACAGGCACCAAAUAUGCCUGUGGAGGAGGCGGCUGUGGCGCCUGCACGGUGAUGGUGUCAAGAUACGACCCCAAGACCAAAAGCAUCCACCACUAUCCUGUGACCGCAUGCCUGGUGCCCAUCUGCUCUCUGCAUGGGGCUGCCGUCACCACCGUGGAAGGUGUCGGGAGCAUCAAGACCAGGGUUCACCCCGUACAGGAAAGACUCGCCAAGUGCCACGGCACGCAGUGUGGCUUCUGCAGCCCAGGGAUGGUGAUGUCCCUCUACACACUGCUGAGGAACCACCCGGAGCCCACUCCUGAGCAGAUCAUGGAAUCUCUUGGAGGUAACUUGUGCCGCUGCACCGGGUAUCGACCAAUUGUAGAAAGUGGAAAAACUUUCUGUAAGGAAUCGACCGUUUGUCAAAUGAAAGGAUCCGGGCAAUGUUGCAUGGAUCAAGAAGAAAGAACUUUUGGGAACAGUCAUGAAAAAAUGUGCACCAAGCUGUAUGAUAAAGACGAGUUCCAGCCCUUGGAUCCAUCCCAGGAGCCUAUAUUCCCCCCUGAACUGAUAAGAAUGGCAGAAGAUUCAAACAAGAGAAGGCUGACAUUCCAAGGCAGGAGGACUACCUGGAUCACCCCUGUGACCCUGAGUGACCUUCUGGAGCUGAAAGCCAAUUUCCCCAAGGCCCCGCUUGUCAUGGGGAACACUGUGGUGGGACCCAGCAUCAAAUUCAAAGAUGAAUUCCAUCCAGUUUUCAUAUCUCCACUUGGGCUUCCAGAACUACAUUUUAUAAACACCACAAGUGAUGGUGUGACAGUAGGUGCAGGAUACAGCCUGGCCCAGUUGAGCGACGCUUUGCACUUUGUCGUCUCGGAUCACCCAGAGGAGAAGACUAAGACCUAUCAAGCUCUCUUGAAGCACCUGAGGACACUUGCAGGAGCCCAGAUCAGGAACUUGGCUUCUUUAGGAGGGCAUGUGGUGAGCCGGCCUAAUUUUUCUGACCUAAACCCCAUUUUAGCAGCAGGAAAUGCUACUAUCAAUCUGAUAUCUAAAGAAGGACAGCGGCAGAUUCCUCUGAAUGGCCCUUUCCUUGAGGAAUCUCCUGAGGCCAACCUGAAACCUGAAGAGAUUGUGCUGUCUGUUAAUAUUCCCUACUCUACUCAGUGGCACUUUGUGUCAGGACUGAGGCUGGCCCAGCGUCAGGAGAACGCCUUUGCCAUCGUCAAUGCUGGGAUGAGUGUGACAUUCAAAGACGGCACCAACACAAUCAAGGAGCUUCAAAUGUUCUAUGGGAGUGUUGGCCCAACGGUUGUCUCUGCAAGCCAGACCUGCAAGCAGCUCAUUGGGCGGCAGUGGGAUGACCACAUGCUGAGUGACGCCUGCCGGUUGGUCCUGGAUGAGAUUCGCAUCCCCCCUACGGCUGAGGGUGGCAUGGUGGAAUACAGGCGUGCCCUCCUCAUCAGUCUUCUCUUCAAAUUCUACCUCAAAGUGAGACGAGGACUGAAUAAGAUGGAUCCCCAGAAGUUUCCUGAUAUCCCAGAAAAGUUUCUGAGUGCUCUAGAAGAUUUCCCCAUAGAAGCACCCCAAGGACUGCAGAUGUUCCAGUGUGUGGACCCCUACCAACCCCCGCAAGAUCCCGUUGGACACCCUGUCAUGCACCAGUCGGCCAUUAAACACUCCACAGGGGAAGCUGUAUAUAUUGAUGACAUACCCCCCAUUGACCAAGAACUCUUCCUGGCUGUAGUCACCAGCACUAGAGCUCAUGCGAAGAUCAUAUCAAUUGAUAUUUCAGAAGCCCUGGCGCUGCCAGGUGUGGUUGAUGUGAUAACAGCAGAGGAUGUGCCGGGAGACAAUAACCAUCAGGGAGAGAUUCUCUAUGCCCAGAAUGAGGUGAUUUGCGUGGGUCAGAUAGUCUGCACCGUGGCCGCUGAUACCUACGCUCAUGCAAAAGAGGCAGCAAAAAAAGUGAAGAUCGCCUACGAAGAUAUCGAGCCACGGAUUAUCACAAUAGAGCAAGCCCUAGAGCACAAUUCUUUUCUUUCUGAUGAGAAAAAAAUUGAGCAAGGAAAUGUCGAGCGAGCCUUGAAAUUUGUUGACCAAAUCAUUGAAGGUGAGGUCCAUGUGGAAGGACAGGAACAUUUUUACAUGGAAACACAAACGAUCCUGGCCAUCCCAAAAGAAGAAGAUAAAGAAAUGGUGUUACACCUUGGAACACAGUUUCCAACCCAUGUGCAGGAGUAUGUGGCUGUAGCACUGAAUGUCCCAAGGAGCAGAAUUGCCUGCCACAUGAGAAGAGCCGGGGGAGCAUUUGGGGGGAAGGUGACCAAGCCCGCUCUGCUCGGAGCUGUCAGUGCCGUGGCUGCCCACAAGACGGGCCACCCGAUCCGCUUCAUCCUGGAACGCGGUGAUGACAUGCUGAUAACUGCUGGUCGUCACCCACUCCUCGCAAAGUACAAGAUUGGGUUCAUGAACAACGGUGUGAUCAAAACAGCUGAUGUUGAAUAUUAUGUCAAUGGUGGGUGCACUCCCGAUGAGUCAGAGAUGGUGGUGGAGUUUCUCGUGCUGAAAUCUGAAAAUGCAUACUGUAUUCCUAAUUUCCGGUGCCGGGGUCGACCUUGCAAAACAAAUCUGCCAUCCAACACUGCCUUUCGAGGAUUCGGGUUCCCACAGGCUACAUUGGUUGUCGAGGCCUACAUCACUGCCGUGGCAACACAGUGUAACUUACUCCCUGAAGAGGUUAAAGAAAUAAACAUGUACAAGAGAAUUAGCAAAACAGCAUUCAAGCAGACAUUUAAUCCAGAGCCCUUGCGAAGAUGCUGGAAGGAAUGUCUGGAGAAAUCUUCCUUCUAUGCUAGGAAACUGGCCGCAGAGGAAUUUAACAAAAAUAAUUACUGGAAGAAGAGGGGGCUUGCUGUAGUCCCCAUGAAAUUUUCCAUUGGGAUACCCGAGGCCUACUACAACCAGGCGGCCGCUCUUGUCCACAUCUACCUGGAUGGCUCUGUCUUAGUAACCCAUGGUGGGUGUGAGCUGGGACAAGGUCUGUACACCAAGAUGAUUCAGGUAGCCAGUCGGGAACUUGGCAUACCUGCGUCGUACAUCCACCAGUCCGAAACAAGCACAGUUACAGUGCCCAAUGCUGUCUUCACAGCGGGGUCCAUGGGGGCGGACAUCAACGGGAAGGCCGUGCAGAAUGCCUGCCAGAUUCUCAUGGCCCGUCUGCAUCCCAUCAUCAGAAAAAACCCUGAAGCAACAUGGGAGGAGUGGGUUGCAAAAGCCUUUGAAGAAGGCAUCAGUCUCUCAGCCACUGGAUAUUUCAAGGGCUACCAGACCCACAUGGACUGGGAGAAGGAGGAGGGCAAUGCUUACCCAUACUACGUGUACGGAGUGUCCUGUUCCGAGGUUGAAGUCGACUGCCUGACCGGGGCACAUAAGCUUCUUAGGACUGACAUCUUCAUGGACGCUGCAUUCAGCAUAAACCCAGCCCUGGAUGUUGGACAGUGUUUCUGACUGUGGAUCGAGGGAGCAUUUAUCCAAGGCAUGGGAUUAUACACCAUAGAAGAACUGAAAUACUCCCCAGAAGGUGUGCUUUAUUCUCGGAGUCCAGAUGACUACAAAAUCCCCACAGUCACCGAGGUCCCAGAAGAGUUCUACGUCACUCUGGUGCGUUCCCGCAAUCCUAUCGCCAUCUACUCAUCCAAGGGACUGGGCGAGGCUGGAAUGCUCCUGGGGUCCUCCGUGUUCUUUGCCAUAUAUGAUGCGGUGGCUGCUGCCCGCAGGGAGAGGGGAAUGGCCAAGACCUUCAUCCUGAGCAGCCCUGCAACUCCUGAGGUGAUCAGGAUGAUGUGUGUGGAUCAGUUCACCGACAUGAUUCCCAGAGAUGACCCUUCAACAUUUACACCUUGGUCCAUCCGUGUGUCUUAA
Messenger RNA from Carlito syrichta (Philippine tarsier), 4629 nucleotides. Its product is annotated as aldehyde oxidase 4-like. NCBI's taxonomy places the organism in Eukaryota, Metazoa, Chordata, Mammalia, Primates, Tarsiidae. The transcript is spliced from 39 exons. Gene Ontology annotation, molecular function: FAD binding; iron ion binding; 2 iron, 2 sulfur cluster binding. The record is from RefSeq and is a predicted model, not a curated record.